CGCCCCCACCGUGUCCCUGGUAUUACACUGCCUCCAGGUGACGCGAACACACCUUUUCGUUGCAGUCUGCUAGCUUGUCUAGGGAUGUGAGGAAGAGUAAUAAAUUUGUAGUAAGUAAAUUUGAUGGGAUAGUCCUUCUGUAUGGUUCCGUUUGUAUACUUGAUCGUGGGAAUGGAAAAAAAUUGCGCAACGAUGAAGUUGGAAAAUGAUUUGUGAUGUUAGGUAGCAUCGCGUUUUCCGAUGUUCUACUGGUCAGAUGCACAGACUCGUCACAUUGAAUUAAGCGUGAAUAUGACUAUACUGUUACUAAUCCUUAGAUGAGAGAGCUGUAUCCCGAACAAAAUUCAGGCAGUUUAUAUGCUCGGUAUCUUGUACAUGGUUUCAAAUUUCAAGUAAAUACUUCCAACGUUUCAAGGCCCGAAUAGCUUCAUACUGCCUUAGGUAAAAAUUAUCACAAACGAUAUCUAGUUUAAACUGCACCCAAGGCAGGUCAAACGCAUUGCCGGGCCUUCCCGUUUUAUCCCUGCCCCUCUCAUUGUCAUAACCCAUCAAAUUUUCGUUUUUUUUAAAAAAAAAUAAAAAUCUCUUACUCCUCUCCAUCUACACAACAAACCUUCAUCAUGACUGACAAUAAUCCCUCUAAUCUGAUUGACCCUUCCAUUUUCGAAUACCUCAAGGCUCACGGCGAAGAGGAGGUCGAGGUCGGCGAGAAGCUUCACCAUAUCACCUCCGCUCUAAAUCGCCACAUUUCGACCUGCCAGGGCUUUCUCAGCCGUAUCCACUCGACACCUAGCUCCAAGCUGCCGCCGCUAUUGAAGCAGGUCGAGAAUGAUGGCAUAAAGCCUGAGAUUGACAGCGUUGGCGAGUUGGCGCAGUUUGCAUCUAAAUAUCCUUACUACAAGUACAAUCAUAGAUGGAGUCGGAGCAUUCAGAAUGUCGUCACUACCAUCUUACUGACCGGAUGGUUGGGCGGUUUAGAGACCGAGUCCCGCCCAGGCGAGCUAGGCCGUCUUCUCACCAUCGAAGAAGUUGGACAGCUUCUGAAAGUGCCCGUCAAUCUCAAGGAUAGAGAUGCAUUUCACGUCACCAUCGAGGAAUACAUCCUGGCCCUGACGGAUAUCACCGAAGAGCUCAGCCGUCUGGCUAUGAACUCGGUAACGAUGGGCGACAUCGAUUUGACCGUCAGGAUCAGCGGCUUCAUCAAGGACUUGUUUGCCGGGUUCCAGCUGCUCAACCUAAAGAAUGACAUCGUUCGAAAGCGAGUCGAUGCCGUCAAGUAUCACGUCAAGAAGGUUGAGGACGUUAUCUAUGAUUUGUCACUUCGAAACUUGAUCCCCCAACCAGAGGCUAGUUCCUGAUCCAACGGUCUAAAAAGGGACUCUUAUGUAAACUUAUUUCCUCUGGACUAUCUGCUGGGUUGGACCGUUUGAUUGCCUCGUCUCCAAAAUUGUCUCCCUCAUAUAAUCCACCCCGAUAGUUGCAAUAAUUACGAUAAGCAUCGUUAUCUGUGCACUAGGUAACCUAGACGUUAGGAAGUACGUAGCAUUUAAUUUAGUACCUAACCUAACGCGCGACUCAAUUGAAGCCAAUUGCACCG
Messenger RNA from Daldinia caldariorum, 1597 nucleotides. Its product is annotated as Translin. Gene Ontology annotation, molecular function: sequence-specific DNA binding; RNA binding; single-stranded DNA binding. The transcript is spliced from 4 exons. Gene Ontology annotation, cellular component: cytoplasm; nucleus. The record is from RefSeq and is a predicted model, not a curated record. The coding region runs from base 621 to 1358 and encodes 245 amino acids. Lineage: Eukaryota; Fungi; Ascomycota; Sordariomycetes; Xylariales; Hypoxylaceae. Gene Ontology annotation, biological process: RNA metabolic process.